AUGGGGAAAGGGGAAACGGCGGGGAAGGGGGAAGUGGCGGAAGGAGUGGGGGAGGUUGGUGGGGAAAAGCGGCCGCUUCAGCUGGUGGUGAUCGGAGGAGGGGCGGCGGGCGUGUUUGGUGCGAUUCGAGCCAAGGAGAUGGCUCCUGGUUUGGAGGUCCGGGUGGUGGAGAAGAGUCAACCGCUGGGGAAGGUGCGCAUAUCAGGGGGCGGGCGCUGCAAUGUCACAACAGGCCUCGCAGCCGACCCCAUACACCUCUCCUCCCACUAUCCGCGAGGCCAUCGCGAGCUUAAAGGCUCCUUCUUCCGAACACACGGCCCAGCAGACACAGUCGAGUGGUUCACCCAGCGAGGGGUGCCCCUCAAGACGGAGCCAGACGGGCGCAUGUUCCCCGUGUCAGACUCCUCCCAGUCGGUCAUUGACUGCCUGCUAUCACAAGCCCACCAACUCUCAGUGACCAUCUCCCCGGGCUGGCCCGUGGCAUCCAUCACUCGCACCCCUGCAGGCCAGUUCCUGGUCUCCUCCUCCAAGAAGACUCCACCGAUUACCAACAGCUCCUCCUCUCCCUCUUCUGCUACCUCCUCCUCCACCUCGCCCCUCUCCCUCGUGGCUGAUUUCGUUCUUAUCGCCACCGGUGGGUCAAUCAAGGGCCAUGACAUGGCAUCAUCCCUAGGUCACUCCAUCGUCCCUCCCUGCCCGUCUCUCUUCACUUUCAACAUCCCUGAUUCUGCUCUCACUGCUCUAGCAGGGGUAUCCCUUGAAGACGUAUCUCUCAAGCUGCUCGUUCCAUCCUCCCCUUCCUCCUCCGACCUUUCACCCCUCGCCUCUACCGCUGCUGCCACCGCCACCACCACCACAACCACUGCUGCCGCUGUCACUGCCACUGCUCCUGCCACCGCUGCCACCACGAGCAAAACCAAGUCCAAGCAGCGAAAGGACAAGGAGGUUUCCUUCACGCAGCGAGGGCCGCUGCUGUUCACGCACUGGGGAGUGAGUGGUCCAGCGGUGCUGAAACUCUCAGCCUGGGCUGCUAGGAACCUGCAUGCUUCUGCUUACACUGCAACUCUAGCGGCUGACUUUACCCCUCAUCUCUCCGCUGCUGCUCUCCUCUCUGCACUCACUGCUGCCAAAUCAUCACUUCAGAAGAAAAAAAUCGGCACUACUGCCCCAGUGGAGCUGAACCUUCCCAGAAGAUUCUGGUGCUACCUGCUUGAUCGUGCUGCAAUCCAUCCAGACACCCUCUGGGCAUACGUGUCAAAGGCUCAUUUGCUCGCCCUUGCUGAUGUCAUCCACAAAUCUGAGCUGGCAGUUGCAGGGAAGGGUCGUUUUAAGGAUGAAUUCGUGACUGCAGGUGGUGUUACUCUUAAAGAGGUCAAUCUUGCAACCAUGGAGAGCCGUCUCGUUCCCAACCUCUACUUGGCAGGCGAGAUACUGAAUGUGGAUGGAAUCACAGGAGGCUUCAAUUUCCAGAAUGCGUGGACUGGAGGGUACAUUGCAGGAACUGCCAUAGCAACUGUAGCCAACCGACUACACUCACCUUACCCUUAA
Closterium sp. Naga37s-1 is the source of this 1548-nucleotide messenger RNA. Lineage: Eukaryota; Viridiplantae; Streptophyta; Zygnematophyceae; Desmidiales; Closteriaceae. The record is from the annotation of a GenBank genome assembly.